AUGAUGGGCACCACAGGCAGCGCUGCAGUUCCCAGCCUUUCUCUGUGGAUUAUUUUCCUCCUGGGCUCCGGUGUGUGCGCCAGGAAGCAGCACAAUGAUGCCGAAGAUGAGGAGUCGGAGAGUGUUGCCAGGGCGACGUGCUCGGCGCGGUGCCUCAGAUUGCACAGCGUGGUGGCGCUCUCCACCCCGCUGCUGAAUGGCUUUAAUGGAUCCCUGGGCUGGUGUCGUAGUCAUAACCAAUGUGCAAAGUGCCUGGAGCCCUGCAAAGAUUCCUGGGAGAUGAAGAGGAAAAGUGAUUGCAGAGAGCUGUGUGAGCGGGUGUUUCCCAAGAAGCACUGGGAGUGUGUGACCAGCUGUGAGUUCCUUCAGUCAGUGUUGGCAGUGAAGCAAGGCAGCUGUCCGCCUCCGGAAAGAGCCAGCGGUUUUGCAGCGGCCUGCGUAGAGAGUUGUGAUAAUGACCGAGAAUGCCCCGCUCAGAAGAAAUGCUGCUCCAAUGGCUGCGGCCAUACCUGCCAGUCUCCCAAAGACCUUUACAAAGGUGUUCCUCUGAAGCCGAGGAAGGAGCUGGGCUUUGAAGAACUCUCGUCUGGUCAGCUGACGGUGCGUUGGUCUUCCCGCUUCAACAUCUCGGCUGAGCCGGUGGUCUACAUCCUGCAGAGGAGGUGGAACUUUGGCAUCCAGCCCAGCGAAGACACUGCCACUAACUGGCAGGUGGUUGCACAGACCACAGAGCAGGGAGCGAGGCUCUCUGACAUCCGGCCGGGUCGCUGGUACCAGUUCAGAGUGGCAGCCGUCAACACCCACGGCACCAGAGGUUUCACCACGCCCAGCAAACACAUCCACUCCAGCAGAGACCCCUCCAAUCCUCCGGCUCCCACUGAGCUCAGCGUGGCCAACAUGAGCUUUGGCAGUGGCAGGACGGUGUCGGCCAGGCUCCGGUGGAGCAUGCCUGCUGACCUGGAUGUUCCCGUCCACCACUACAAGGUCAGCUGGAGCUGGACUGCAGUCGGACAGCCCUAUGCUUCAUCCCUGACCAAGAGGAGGAAGAUAGUCCGAGGUGUGCAGAGCCAGGUGGAGCUGGACAGCAUGCGGUCUAACAGGAGCUACAGUGUGGAGGUCCAGGCUGUGUCCUAUUGGGGACAAACUCAGCUCAAAGGACCCCGAGCUGUCCUCCACUUCCCCACACAGCACAGCACCAGUACUACUCUAAGAAACCCUACAGGUGACAGUCUGGAUGUGGGGACACCAUUCUACCAGGACGGACAGCUCCGUGUUCAUGUUUACUGGCAGAGCAGCUCGGAUUCCUCAGCUGAAUUCUACAGAAUCCAGUGGGGACCAGAGUAUUGUGGACACAACCAGACGAGACCCAUGGAGAAGACCAGCACAUGGGAGAGUUUUGUGAGCCUGCGGGGCUUGCUCUUUUCCUGUAAGUAUAAAGUCAUUCUGCAGCCAGUCGGCAAGAAGAGUCAUCUUCCGUCAGAAAGCACCAGCUUUUUCACGCCUUCCUGUGCCACCAUCCAGGCCAAGAGUCCGAAACCCAUCACCUGUCCUGGAGAAACAGUGUCCCCUCAGAAAGUACUGGUGAAGGCAGCCAACCUGACGGCGUCCUUUCAAGUCUGGGCCGGAAACGUGACGGCCAUUUUUAGCUGGGAUUUGUCCACAGCCCCACCGCACCAGCAGCUGACGGGUUACCAGGUAACCUGGGCGGAGGUGAUCUCCACCAACCACCACAAUAACAACAACAAGCGGCCGCACAGCCUCAUCUCCCAGUCCCAGAUCCUGCCCCCGGAUGGAAAUGUCCUGGUGGUGCCAGGCCUGCAUCCGGCCGGUCUGUAUCGGCUGGAGGUCCAGGCCAUCACAGCAGAGGGUGAAGGUCCUGCAACCAGCCGCACCUUUCAGACCCCUGGCCACCAAAGCACCGUGAAGCACAGAACCAGGCUGAGGAAGCAGCACCAUAAACAGCCAAUCAUUGAGAGGCACUGAGCCCAGACAGCCAAUCAGCAUGCAUGAACCAAGUCUCCCAAACUCAGGAUGAUCAGGAAUCCACAGAACAGGAAUCAGUAGUGAAGAAACGUAGCCUCGCCAGCUUUAUGAUCCAGAUGAAUUCUCCCAAACAACUAGCAACCAUUUGAAUAUCUUCCGGUGGACUGACCGCAUUACUCUGAAACAGCAGUAAAGUUGUGAGGAACUUCCUUUUGACUCCCAGCUGAGAGUACAUCUCAGCACUUGUUUGUAAUAUGUGGGUGUACAUCAUCAUAGCAUGUAGAUGCAGUAGCUAUACAAAUUGUGUUACCUGUAGGGCUGGGUAUGAUUACAUUCAGGGCUUUUAAAAUGGCACCCGCCAAAUGCGGGUGAAAAUUAACUUUGGUGGGUAACAUUGUAAAGUUAUUAGCCAGUUUGGCUGGUGAUAAAAGAAGCAAAAAACACUGCGUCUGUUGUAAUCGGCUGGCUGCAGAAACAAUGUGACAGGUUACCAGUUUAGUCUGUUUUCCACCAAGAAAUUUGGGCGGUUUUGUGUGUGUUUGGCUUGGAAAUGUAAUCUUUAUCUGGCAACACUACUCGUAGUACUAAUCCUACAUUUCCCAUAAACACUAUGUCGUGACCAUCGGCUACAUGCUAAGCGUGCAGUACCGAUUACGAGCUACGCUGAAACGGAGAAGACAAACCGUAAAGUAAAAUUAGUUAGGAAACAACAAACAAACAUGGCUAGUGGAAAAUCUGAUUGGCUACUAACUUAAAAGAUCUACUAGCCGUGUUGGCUGGUGAUCAAAGAAGUUAAUUUAAAGCCCUGAUUACGUUACAUUAAUACAUAAACCAACUUUUAUUACCAAAACCUAAAGAAUGAAAGCUUGUUAUUACAUAAAAACUAGUUUUCUUAGGAGGGCUAUUGGAACUAAUACUGGAAGUCCACAAAUUCCAUCUCUGGCCAACAAGCGCUUGGACAUCUUUCCAAACAAGACUUCUCCAUGAGUGAGACUUGGUUAGACACAACAACAAAGUGAAAGGUGAAG
This is a messenger RNA of Perca flavescens (yellow perch), 3011 nucleotides long. It is a transcript of the gene anos1a, whose product is annotated as anosmin 1a. Bases 1 to 1983 code for a protein of 660 amino acids. The record is from RefSeq and is a predicted model, not a curated record. The transcript is spliced from 14 exons. NCBI's taxonomy places the organism in Eukaryota, Metazoa, Chordata, Actinopteri, Perciformes, Percidae. Gene Ontology annotation, biological process: neuron differentiation. Gene Ontology annotation, cellular component: extracellular region; cell surface. Gene Ontology annotation, molecular function: protein binding; peptidase inhibitor activity.